Molecule: messenger RNA, 1137 nt
Organism: Sarcophilus harrisii (Tasmanian devil)
Lineage: Eukaryota; Metazoa; Chordata; Mammalia; Dasyuromorphia; Dasyuridae
Gene: PRLHR
Product: prolactin releasing hormone receptor
Exons: 1
Coding region: 1-1074 (357 amino acids)
Biological process (GO): G protein-coupled receptor signaling pathway
Cellular component (GO): neuron projection; plasma membrane
Molecular function (GO): neuropeptide Y receptor activity; neuropeptide binding
Source: RefSeq, a predicted model, not a curated record
AUGACCCCGGAUAAUCGGACUUCGCAGAGCCUGCUGUCCGCCCUGCACCCGCGCAAUGCCAGCCCGCAGUUCGCGGGCCUGCAGUUCGUGCAGUCUUUCAAGCCUCUCAUCAUCCCCGGCUAUUCACUCGUCGUGUCUGUCGGGGUCGUGGGCAACUACCUUCUCAUCUAUGUCAUCUGCCGGACCAGGCGCAUGCACAACGUGACCAACUUUCUCGUGGGCAACCUGGCCUUCUCGGACAUCCUGAUGUGCGCCACCUGCGUGCCCCUGACUCUGGCUUACACCUUCGAGCCGCGGGGCUGGGUGUACGGCCGCUUCCUGUGCUACUUCGUGUUCCUCAUGCAGCCCGUGACCGUCUCGGUGUCCGUGUUCACGCUGACGGUCAUCGCGGUGGACCGCUACCACGCCACGGCCCACCCGCUGCGCCGCCGCCGCCUCAGCGUUCCCGCCUGUGCCGGCGUGCUGGCGGGCAUCUGGCUGCUGAGCUGCGCCCUGGCCGCUCCCGCGCUGCUCCACACCUACCACGCCGACUUCCCCGAGCUGCACUUCGCCAUCUGCGAGGAGUUCUGGUUUCACCGCGAGCGGGACCGGCUGGCCUACGCCUACAGCACCCUGCUGCUCACCUACGUGCUGCCCCUGGGGAUCAUCUCCGUGUCCUACCUGCGCAUCUCCGUGCGCCUCCGCAACCGCGUGCUCCCGGGCAACGCCACGUCGCAGCAGCAGGCGGAGUGGGACCGUGCCCGGAGGCGCAAGACCUUCCGCCUGCUGGUGCUCGUGGUGGCCGCCUUCGGGGCGUGCUGGCUCCCGCUGCACAUCUUCAACCUGGUCAAGGACCUGGACAUCAGCCUCAUCGACAAGCGCUAUUUCAACCUCCUGCAGCUGCUCUGCCACUGGCUCGCCAUGACCUCGGCUUGCACCAACGCCUUCCUCUACGCCUGGCUCCACGACAGCUUCCGCUGCGAACUCAAGAAGAUGUUCUGUGGGAAGCGUUGGUGGCGGCGGCGCCGGAGAACGAAGCGCGUCCAGCCCGUGGACGGACCUCCCGCGUGCCCACUCGCCACCGUGGUCCUGUGAGGCCGCGGGACAGAUCGGGGCGCACGAAAAGUUGAUUUCUCCAUCCCAGUGCUGGGUAGACGG